UAUCGCGAGUAGUUUAUUCCCCGACUACAUACCCCGGAUUCGGUCUCCGAACCAUCUCACUUGCAGGCGUCGGAUAAUAAUGUAUAGGGUAUAUAGACACCAGAAUCGUAAGAUCAAGCAGGUGAAUCAAAUCAACCAAUCAGAAAAAUGGCUUCCGUUGACCCCCAAAUCCAAACCACUUACGCCACCACCGACUGGGACCAUUACCGUCAAGGCCGUCCUUCCUAUCCCGCAUCUCUCACCGAGAUCAUCUAUAGCUACCGUCGUCGUCACCCCAAAGCAGGAUGGGUCCGACUCGUCGACGUUGGCGCCGGAUCAGGCGUUGCUGCAACAAACUUCAUGACCGACUUUCAAACCAUCCAUAAUUCCGAUCCCAGUCCCUGGAACGAAGAACAGGCACGAGCUUUUCUCUCCGAAUGGGCCCAACAGCACACCCUCAACCCAUUCUUGGAAUAUUCCCAGUCAAGUGGCGAGAAAGCCUAUUUCCAGACAGGUGAGCAAAGUGCCGAUUUGGUCAUUUGCGCCACGGCAGCCCACUUUAUGCAUCCGGAUGGCUUGGUCGAUUCGAUUGGCCGGAUGCUUCGUCCCGGUGGCACAUUGGCCAUAUUUAGCUACUGGAUGCCCAGUUUUCCGGGUCGCUCGGAGCGUUUCCAUGAUGUUUUUGGUCAAACAUUCGACAAUCUCGUCUUGAGCAAACUACUUUCCUGCACCGAUGACGUGGGUCGAGCCAAGUUGGCCAAAGUGGUUGAACGUCGCAUGACAGGAAAGGGCGUAUUAGAUUCCGUGCCACUGCCUGAGGACAUUUUCAAGGAUCCUCUGCGAGUCUAUAUCAACACAGAUGAUGCCGAGGUUCCAUACGGUUCAUUCUUUGCCAAGGUCUCACCCGGUGGUGUUUCCCGCGUCAAGGACGGCGAACAUCUCGUGCAUUAUCACACGGGCACUGAUAAAGAGGCCGAAUGAUGGGCUUUUCAGGCUGACAAGAAGUGUAUUUCGGUUUUCUUUGAUACCAUUCGUCCCGCGAAUAAGGAAAUGUCUCAGAAGGAGGCAAAGACGGCGUACGCUGAAUGGGAAAGGGUGUUUGAUGAGGAAUGCCCUGAUGGAACGGUUCGUGUGCUGUGGCCCGCUUAUCUGGUUUUAGCUACGAGGAAGUAGAUUAAAUGGUUAGCUGUUGUGUAUUAACCUGAUAUGAUCCAUGUCUAUAUGUAACCAUCCUUCUACUAUUUAUGGCGUGUUUGCUUUGAAAUGAUGAUUCAAAUCUCUUAAGGGUGAUGUUGUAUCUACA
Molecule: messenger RNA, 1282 nt
Organism: Aspergillus glaucus CBS 516.65
Lineage: Eukaryota; Fungi; Ascomycota; Eurotiomycetes; Eurotiales; Aspergillaceae
Exons: 1
Coding region: 148-960 (270 amino acids)
Molecular function (GO): S-adenosylmethionine-dependent methyltransferase activity
Source: RefSeq, a predicted model, not a curated record